GUAGAAUUGACAGAUGACAGAUGAUGUGGCCUAUGCAGCUGUGUAGCUAGUUUUCAUAAUUUUUGUAGGAAAUGAAAUCUAAAAUGCGAAUAUGAUUGUAUUAAGAAUUGUUUUGUUACUGCUAGCAGUUUCUGUGUCUCACUGCCGAUUGCCUGAUAAGGUAUUUUGUGCUAAUACAGAAUGUUCAUCACCAAUAUCAAAAGCAAGGACGCUACUGUCUUACACCAGUGGCGAUACAGAUUUCAUGUCAUUUCGGGGUAAUGCUGAAGCGUUAGUUUAUAUGAAAUCAGCUGGAGAUGACCCAGAUGUGUGGUAUGUCAAUAUCAAUGGGAAGUCUGGCUUUGUUAACUCAAAAUUUCUUCGAGAAAGUAAAGUUAUCGUAAAGAAAUCUGAUUUAUUACAAUUACCUCUGGAAGUUCAACGUAAGAAGUCUGAGGUUCAGCCUGAUAGGGUCAAACAAGCACAUGAAGUGUUUGAAGGCACCACUAUAUAUUCAACAGAAUCAACUCAACCAGCUACAAAUGAUCCUUCCGUAGAUGUAACAACUGAGACUUCAAUUCCUACUCCGAACACUAAUCAAGAAUCUGAUUCUAGUAUCCCAAAUGCACAGGAACAACCUGCACCUCAACAACAAGAUAGUGAAAUAAUGAAUGAAAACUUAUCACCAUCAGCUGUAAACUUAAUUGAUUCAAAAUUAUCUGACUCUAAUGAACAAAUUGAGAAUGUUGUAACAUCUAGUAGCAGUGACAAUACUUUACAGAGUUUACAAGAAAAUGUUAGUGGUAAUAUUAAUAAUGCUAAUAUGAAUACUCCAAACUUAAUUCCUGAACUUCCAUUAGGAAAUAUUUCCGAAGAACCAUGGCACCCACCUGCCAUUAUUCCUUCUAGUCAAAAUAUAGAUAGUAUUGAUGUGCCCAAUACUGAUCUCUUAAAGCAAUCGGCACCUUCGGAGUCAGACAAUGAACAAAAUACUUCCACUAUUUCUAAUUCAAAUGUUGAACAACUGCAAUUACCCCUGAAUGCACCUAGUGAGACUAAUAAUGUGCCUGAUAGCAAUAUAAUUCCAAAUCAAGAACAAGCAUUAAAUGCACCAUCCAUAGAAAAUAAUAACAUGCCUAACCAAGAUAGUAAAGAAAAUAAUGGAAAUAGUAUAGAUAUGAAUUCUGAGUCAACUGUUGCAACAGAAACAACACCAACAACUAUUUCAACAGACAAUGUUGACAAUCACAUUAUAUCAUCAACAUCAGAGGCACCAACUACCACUACAAAUCCUGUAGAAAGUAUUGAUGUGAAUAAUGUCCAACCUACAGUGGAAACACUAAAAGAGCAAAACAUUUUUAGUGACCUCAAGAUUCCUCCAUUGGACAAACAAAUAUCUCCAGAGUUGCAAAAACAAAUUCCAGUAUAUUUUUCUUCAGAAUCUCCAAAUUCCAAAGAAAAUGUUGUCAAUAGCGAAUUUCCUCAAUUUGAUACAUUACAAUUAAGUUCAACUGAAACUCCUGUAACAGAAGUUUCAUCUUACUUGCCACAGAAAGAACCCGAAAAGACUGAUAAAAUUAAUGAUGCCCAUACAAAGCCAUCUGUUGUUCCUGAAGAUGAGAAAAUUAUAAGCUCAAGUGAGAAGCCUGAAGUUAUACCUGCCUAUAUUUCAUCAGAAGAUCCAAAUUCUAAUAAAAUUCCUAGUGUUGAAGAGUCCAGUGAUAUUUAUAUUGAUACCACAGAAACUCCCAUUUAUGAAUAUACAAGUCAAGAAUCUAGCUCUGAAGAUUACAGUUCUAGUACCCCAUCACCUUUAGAAUUUGGAAGUACUCCACAGUUUGACAAUAUACCCAUGUCAGACACAGCAAGCCAAGCCACCGAGGCUCCCACUACAGAAGAUAGUUCUAGCAGUAUUUUUUCUGGCAUAUAUUCUUCUAUUGCUGACUUAUUGCCUUCAACUAGUGAGGCACCUUCAGUCGACAAUAUCUAUAAUCAAGAUGCUUACAAAGAUACACCUACAGAUCAAUCUGAGAGUGAAGAAGGAUUCUCAUUUCUUAGCUAUAUAAUGUCAACAUUUAAUACCAUAAUGGGUAGCAGUGAAGAAUCUAAAGCCAUAUUUGCUUCAGUAGGGGAAACCUGUUUUACUAAUGAAUAUUGUGAUGGGAGACCAGAUGGCAAUAACAGACUGCUUACAUUUCUCGUAACAACAGCCGCAACUGUGCUACUGUUCACCCUUGGCUACUACUUCAUUGAUAGCAGGAAACAAGAUAGUCGGCUCAUUGGUACAAUAAAUUCACUACAGAGAGACUUGCUUUUUACAACUAAGGAGAGUGAGAUCCUUAAGGAGGAGCUUACUACUACAAAAAUCAAACUUGCUGGGAUUGAAGACAGCUCUUUUGGAAUGGAUGAUAUGGUAUUGUCAUUGAAAGACGAGAUAAACGAAUUGAAAGCCCAAAAUGAUAGACUGAGAAACUCUUUGGAUGAUAACGAGAAACUGCUGAGAGUGUCCGAGAAUACCGCGGGAGAACUACAGAAUACUCUGAGCGAAGUUGAAAAUACUAUCAGCGAGCUCUUGGGGGAAAGAGCCACGUCCGAAGAACAAAUUAAUGAAUUAAAUGCUAAGAUCCAAGCAUUUGAGGAGGAAUUGAUCGCAGUGAGUCGAGACAGAGACAAUUUCCAGCUGAAGUAUGUGUCUGCUGAGUCAGCACUUGAAGAGUACAAGAAGCAGAAGAAACAGCUGGAUGACGUCACACACAAGCUGACAGAUGCGUACAAUACUGUUGAAUUGCAAAAGCAUGAGAUCACAGCUUUAAAGGAUGCGAUCAAAGAAUUAAAGAGCGGCAUGUCAUCGAAUGUGGACGUCGCAUCGCUGAUAGACCACACGGAGAUCAAAGCGAAGCUAGCUAAAGCUUUGGAAGAAAAACAGACAUUCGAGGGAAAGUACCAGAUAGAGUCUAAGGAGUGCAGUCGGCUGGCUGCAGAACUGAAGGCUGCGCAGGAGUCGCUAGUCGUGACCGGCCAGCAGGCCGCGGAAGCGCACACGCGGCUUGAGGUGCUCGGCAAGUACUUCCAGGAACGUGAGAACGAGCUUGUCAAAGAGCUUAGUGCCAAAGAGACUUUAUGGCUGAGCAAGCAAGGCGAGUCUGCUAGCACGGUGGAGAAGAUGGAAAUAUUGCAGCAGGAAGUGCAGCGAUACAAGGAGAAAUGCGACGCGCUAACACUGGAGUUAGCAGAGCAGGAGUCGACCCGCCGCACGGCGAUCAGCGAGACCGAGAGCCGCGCGCACGCGGCGUGGCUCGAGGCGCGCGCGGCGCGGCGCGAGGCCGACGCCGCGCGCGACGAGGCCGCCGCGCUGCGCCGCAAGCUGGCCUCGCUCGGCGCCGAAUCUGCCGCGUCGCCGCUCCACAAAGUGCCUUCCCCGUUGGAAGGCGAGGGCUCGGUGCCGCCGCCGCUGCCGCUAGCGUUCCUGCCGCCGCCGCUGCUGCCGCCGCUGCCGCGCCCCCCGCCGCUCGGACGCCUGCCCUCCCCCCGCCCCAGAGGCUACGACCGGCGCUACUCGCCCGAAAGCCGAUACUCGCCCGAGAGCCGCUACUCGCCCGAGAGCCGCUACUCGCCCGAAACAGUGCGGUACUCGCCCGACAGCCGCUACUCGCCACGGACUCGCCGCUCGCCCUACUCGCCACACUCCAGACGAAGAUACGAAGAGGGCAGAGCGUCGCGGUCGCGCAAGCCGCCGCCCGACACGGAGUACACGGAGACCGAGUACAACUCCGACAGCCCCGCCCGCGACCGCCGCCGGCGCCGGCCCUACUCCCGGCACUCAGGUCCCAGCUCCGGCUCGGGCUGCUCGUCGGAGUCCGACAAGUGAACGACUAAAUUAUCUUAAUAGAUUAAAAAAUUCUCACGCAGUUGCAAUCAAAAACCGUGCAUUAGGCAUCGAUACCAAAUUGUUCUUAUAGGUAGGCUUCAGGUUAAGUGUAUGAAAGCGGACCUUGGGCUCCAACGCUCAACGGCUGAGGAAGUAACCGGGAAAACUCGCAGGUGAGAGGGAGCGACAACCUUAAGUUUAAAAAAACUAAAUAUCAUUGGGUCUGUCACGUUAUAAAAAUGAUUUGUUUAUCAUCCUAGCACAUUAAAGAAGAUAUUUUACUUCAUGUUGGAUAAAGAAAAAGCUCAUCAGAUCAGCUGCGCAAUAAACUUACAUGACCCGGGCUAGUCGGAAUAUUUUUUAUCUAUUGCCUGGAGCUUGAGUAAAUAAAUCUGUAAAUAUGAUUGGAUCAUCAUUAUGUAAAGGGCUGUGGUGCGUGAAUUCAUUUAAUAUUUAAAAUAGUUUUUGGAUUUUGUUCCUAUUAUAAAAAUGUGUACGGAAUUUUAAAAAAUAUAUUGUCAUAUAUUUCCUUACGUCAGAUCCUAUUUAAGUAGGUAUAUGAUAAUAGUAGUACUUCUCAAAUCAAGAUUAUGGUGAAGUGCCACAAGGCCACGCGCUUUGUAGGAUGAGAAAAGUACUUCAAAAUACUUUUAACAUUUACAUAAUUUACACACAUGACAGAUAUGACAAAAUUGAAGCCGCGUGUUCUGUGUACGCACGCGAUAUAAAUACACAGUCAUCUGACUGUGAUGGAAUCAGUGCAUCUCUAUCACACGUAAGGUUUGUGACUGAGACGCGCUAAUUCCGUCGCCUAAGACCACUUAAUACAGCGCACGGUUAGGUUUCCUUGUUGAUUUUGCAACCUCAAAUAUAAUUAAGAAUGGGAAAAGCUAAACUGAAUCUAUCAGGGUAAAUAUUAAAUUGUUUAUUGAAUUAUCGAAAUUUUACGAGUUACAGUUAACGUGUUUUUAUUUGGAUAAGAAAUCUAGAAACGCGCUCACACCAAAAAGCUGAAACAACUGGAUUUCAGCUUUUGUAAUAACAAGUAGUAUAAAAGCAGAACAAAAACUCUGUGCUAAAUUAAGUGUUCCUUAAGUGAUUUUUAUUCACUGCUCCCAUUCUUAAUUGUGACGAAUUUAGUUUUGUUGAUACUGUAUACUGACAAAAUAAUGGCUUGUAAUGGAUGCUUUUCUUAUACAUAUUUACUUAAAUAUUAUUGUUUUAAUCAUAUGAUGACGUUAGCGUUGGUUCUUAUGUUGUCCAAUAAAUAGUAGUCUUUAUUUUUGUAAUUAUCAUAGUUUAACGAAUUUGCCUGAAUUAAUAAAUGUAUUAUUUCAGUAUUGAAUAUGGGAAUGAAGAAAAAGAACACAUAUUUUAUGGAUAUAUUUAUUUAUAUAAACUACGAUCACCAUUUUAUUAUUUUUUGUAUUAAUAUAGCCUUCAAAUAUAUCGCAUACAAUGUACAACAUUCUGGCCAUUUUGACGUUAUGUUACAUCUAACAAUAUAGGUAUAAUUUGCUCACAACAUGUUUUCACAAGUAGUAUCUAAAAUAUCAAUAGUAAAUUAACAAAUAAAGGUACUAAAAUAUCAUGACACUAUAUUGAGUAGGAAAUGAUUAAUGACUGAAGUAUAUAAUUAUUCGUAGCUUAGAUAGCCGCGAGCCAUUAUUUUAUAAAGCAUUUAAAAUAGUUUUGGUAUAGACCAAAGAAAACUUCUAUGUUCCUUUAUUAUCUGAGUUUUCUCUCUUUGUACCUGAUAUUAAGUUCAUGUCUGAUAAUAUAAUUAAUUCCGAUGAUAUAUAUCACUCACUCAUAUUAAAAUGUCGAUAAAGAAGUGUCGAUCGUACUCAUGAAGCCCAUGAUCCAAUCGUGUCUGUAAACGCAUUGAUUGCGACUUUGUAACUUAUUGAAUAUUGUUAAUAGUCAUUUAAAUGUAAGUCACUAUUGGGGAUUCUAAAAUAGGCUUAUUAAAGCUGUUAUAGAAUUCCUACAAUGACCUACUGUUGUAAUAUAUUAGAUAUGAUUUUAAUAAAUAAUUUUAUCUAUUCA
Plodia interpunctella (Indianmeal moth) is the source of this 5896-nucleotide messenger RNA. It is a transcript of the gene Tango1, whose product is annotated as Transport and Golgi organization 1. Bases 92 to 3847 code for a protein of 1251 amino acids. The record is from RefSeq and is a predicted model, not a curated record. Gene Ontology annotation, biological process: endoplasmic reticulum to Golgi vesicle-mediated transport; protein secretion; vesicle cargo loading. Gene Ontology annotation, molecular function: protein binding. Gene Ontology annotation, cellular component: endoplasmic reticulum exit site; endoplasmic reticulum membrane. The transcript has 13 exons. Lineage: Eukaryota; Metazoa; Arthropoda; Insecta; Lepidoptera; Pyralidae.